ACAACCACAACCACUACAACAACAACCCCCACCACCACCACAACAACCACAACCACUACAACAACAACAACAACCACAACAACAACAACCACAACCACUACAACAACAACAACCACAACAACAACAACCACAACACAACAACCCCCACCACCACCACACAACCCAACACAACAACAACAACCACAACAACCACAACCACACAACAACAACAACCCAACAACCACCACAACAACACCACCACAACCAAACCACUACAACAACACCCCCACCACCACCACAACAACCACAACAACAACCACAACAACAACCACAACAACAACCACAACAACCACCACAACAACCACAACAACAACCACAACAACAACAACAACAACUACAACAACCACAACCACUACAACAACAACCACCACCACAACCACAACAACCACAACAACAACAACCACAACAACAACAACCACAACAACAACCACAACAACACCACAACAACCACCACAACAA
This is a messenger RNA of Salvelinus namaycush (lake trout), 498 nucleotides long. Its product is annotated as integumentary mucin C.1-like. Lineage: Eukaryota; Metazoa; Chordata; Actinopteri; Salmoniformes; Salmonidae. The transcript is spliced from 3 exons. The annotation marks the transcript as partial. The record is from RefSeq and is a predicted model, not a curated record.